Messenger RNA from Cylindrotheca closterium, 285 nucleotides. Lineage: Eukaryota; Bacillariophyta; Bacillariophyceae; Bacillariales; Bacillariaceae. The record is from the annotation of a GenBank genome assembly.
AUGUUUGCCCUUUCUUCCAGAGUUAUCCCUUCCACUGUUGCACGUGCCUCUCGCAGAACGUACUCCAAUGAGGUUGCCAACACCAUCCGCAAUGAAAAGGUCUGGUUCGGAGAUAUCUCCACCUACCCUAUCAUGGCCAUCUGUGGAGGAGCCUGCAUCGGUGCUGGAGCUUACAUUGCCUACAAAUUCCAAUCUUCCCCUGAUGUCCGUUGGUCCAAGGAGAAGCGUGGAUCUGAGAUCCGCUGGUGGGGUGAUGACAAGCAAUCCCUUCGAUUGAACAAGUAA